Molecule: messenger RNA, 626 nt
Organism: Arachis ipaensis
Lineage: Eukaryota; Viridiplantae; Streptophyta; Magnoliopsida; Fabales; Fabaceae
Product: small ribosomal subunit protein eS17x-like
Biological process (GO): translation
Cellular component (GO): ribosome
Molecular function (GO): structural constituent of ribosome
Source: RefSeq, a predicted model, not a curated record
AGAAGAGAGAGAAUGGGGCACGUGAGAACUAAGACGGUGAAGAAAUCUUCAUGCCAAGUCAUCGAGAGGUACUACUCUUGCAUCACCCUUGAAUUCCACACCACCAAGAAGGUUCUAGAAGAAGUCACACUCAUCCCUUCCAAGAGGCUCCGCAACAAGAUCGCAGGCUUCUCCACUCACUUCAUGAAGCGAAUCCAGAAGGGACCGGUCAGAGGCAUCUCCCUCAAGCUUCAAGAAGAGGAGAGGGAGCAUCGCAUGGACUUCGUUCCUGAUGUGUCUGCCAUUGACAUUCAGCAUAUCGAGGUUGAUAAGGAAACUAUCGACAUGCUUCAAUCUCUAGGUAUGUCUGACAUCCCUGGAAUCACUCAGGUCAAUCCUGCUCCUGUUCAGCAGAUUCUGUUUGGCCACCCUGGCGCUGGAUUCAGCGGUGCUCAGCAGAGGUACUGAGAAACAGAAUUUUUCAAUGUUUUGGUAUCCUCUUAUCGAUAUUAGGGUUCUUAAUUUGGGUGAAAAGUAAUGUGUUUUGCUUGAACCGUUUUGGUUUUUGUUUUUUUAUUAUUGUCCUUUGAAAUUAAUACGGUGGUGGUGACUGGUGACUUGUUAGUUAAAUUCUGCGAUUUGUUUUU